Naegleria lovaniensis is the source of this 4932-nucleotide messenger RNA. RefSeq lists its product as uncharacterized. The coding region runs from base 1 to 4932 and encodes 1643 amino acids. The transcript is spliced from 4 exons. The record is from RefSeq and is a predicted model, not a curated record. Lineage: Eukaryota; Heterolobosea; Eutetramitea; Acrasida; Naegleriidae.
AUGGAGGAAAUAGGUUCCAAUCGUGAUUGGACGACACACCAUUGGCAAGAAACGUCAGCCUUACAUCAAGCAGAUAUGAACGCCAUGCAGUAUAUCGAUUUGCUUCAGUUCGUACAAGACAAUAACGGCCAGUUAUUAUCAGGACAAAACGGAACAGAACAGCUUCGAGAGUGCUUUGAACAGUUGAGUGAGAGUAAUGGUAAAGCACAUUAUAUUGACAGAUAUGAGGAUUAUUUGGACGCGUUUUCAUAUGAUGAGAGGCCAGAUGAAAACAUUGGUAACGAUAUUCAAUUGGAAGACUCCUUUUUGGACUUUGAAAGCCUUAAUUCCUCAAUGCAGUUUUUUGCAAAGGAGGUUUUGUCAAAGUUUGACGCUGAAUAUCAUUCCGCCCUCAGAAAAGAUCUUUUAGAUCAGGUGGUUGGAGCCAAGUCCCCAAUAUCUAGCCUCGAAAAUGAGAUGUAUGAUAAUAAUUCAACAAUUUCUCGGCAUGACACCCUCACCGAUUCCAAACACACCUUUCCGUCAGAAUGCACACUGGACAAUAGUGUUGAUAUAUUUUCCAACCUCGAAUGUGGCUUCUGUGACUUUUUACUGCCUGUUUGCGAUCACCAAUCAGAGUUAGAAUGCUCGUUGUACUCCAUUGUAGAUAUUUCUGGCAAGAGCAUACUUGAGUUCGAUGUUGAAUUCAUGUCUGCCUCGUAUAAGCUUGUACAAUGUGAUACGUACAGAGAUUAUCUGAGGAAGGAGAUGAGCGGCCGUCCUUAUGACACGAAAGAAAUAACCGACAUCAAUUCUCUUUUGCCAUUCGAAGAGAAAAUUGAUCAUGAGCAAAUAAGUUCUGAAGUGCACGAAAUUGAAAACAUAAAUUGUUCAGAGAUUCUCGAAGAAAGGCCAUCAAAUAUUUUCAUUACGGAGCUUCAGAAAAUUGCAAUUCCAAUAACACAAGAGCAAAAACGUAUGCAUGAGUUUUGGUGUCUAGAUUCCAAAGACCAAGAAAUUUAUUAUCAGCGAAACACUAUCCAUUUCAUUGACACAAUUAUUAACACGGACGACGUCAAGACAAUACCAAACCCACCCACAGAAGUUUUUCUUCCAAAAUGUGACAACAUUAUUCCCAUUGAGAAGUUAGCGAAACCAAAACCGACAACAAAUAUAGAGAUUACUUUGUCUAGCUUGUGGCUUUCAGAUAAGAUUUACUUGUUUAGAAAGGAAAUAGACAAGAAAGAAUGCGCUGAACCAUUGCCCGCAAGUACGGAUGACACACUCUUCAAAACACCUGAAGAGUUUUCACCAGAGGUACAAUAUUCUCCUGAUUUGCACGACAUUUAUUUGAAUGUACCGAGUCGUUUGAGACCAUCAUCUGAAUCACGAUUAAGGACUGAAAGAUUGGAGAAAGCUCUCUAUAAUCUUGAAAUUGCUGAGAAAGAGUUCGAACACAUAGAUAUCUUGUUCAUACAGGAAAUGUUCAAGCAAACAUCAUUGUACGCAAAUACCGUUUCCCAUUACAAAGACGAUGGAAAAGGAGCCCUAUAUCAAUACGAGUCGUUAUUGGAGAAUUUACUUACAAUUGAGGAGUUCGAAGAGUAUGGAAGGCCCAAUAAGCAACAGACUGGGGCAAAAAGUCGUAUCACAAAAAACCACUCCAAACUCGAGGAGCUUGUAGAGGAAAGCUUGGAGAGUUUUAUGGUCCAAAAAAAAGCAAACACUUGUUCCACCACACAAAAACUAUCAUCAACUCUUGAAAAAUCCGCAUCAGUUGCUAAUACUGAAGACUCACUGUUUAUACCUGACGAUAUUAGAGUUUCCAAAGAGACCAUUGAUAUAGUCACAGACAUUCAAAGCCAAAAUUCAUUGCUGGUGCUACCUUCUUCAUCGCUUAGACCGGUAAUUGGGCUGUUACUUUUGCAAAAGCUCAAGAAAUGUAGCACAAACUCUAAUUUCAUUUAUGUAGAUAGCAACGAAAAGCGCUUGGAAGACGAUUUUAGAUUUUAUUCAUCCUAUCUCUGGAAUCACACAAACAGUCUAAUAAUGGUGACAAAAGAGAAUUUUACAUUCCAGCUUGCCAAAAUUAAUACCAAUUGCAAAUUUUUGUUUUUGUCAUCUCACAUAAUGGACAAUUUUAUACAACGAUUUGAAAAGGUAGUAUCGAACUGCAGUUUCAUUUUCUAUCAAGACUCAACAGUUGCAACCUUACCAGAUAGUAAUGAACCAUCCACAGCUCAGGUCUCAAUUUGCAAAGCACUUGAAAAUAUUUACGCAAUUUCAAAGAAGACUGUACAUUCGAUUGUAGCAUCAUAUAUCCCAGCUAGAAGCGUCAACGAUCUCAUUAACUUGUUGGAUUCCAUAAUUUCGAAGAGAGUAAUUAUCAAAGGAACAUAUAACGCUUCGUUUCAUAAAGAGAUGAUAGUAGAAUUGGAUGGGCCAAUAUCAACAUUCCUAUGUGACCUCAUAAAGAUCGGAGAGUUUACGAUGAGUGGAAUUUCGGGUGUUAAAGGAUAUGAACUUGACACAAUGAAAUUCGUGGAGGUGGACUCAGAGUACAUUAAGCAUAUUGUGGAAGAUUUUGGAGCGGGCUUAAAAGUUGUUAUUGCUUCCAAUGAUCAUAGAAGAAUCAGCGAAACGAAGUCUGUUUUCAAGAAGCUAGUGUGUCUCCACACUUUAAAGUGCUUAUAUGAGAUUGUAUUAGAUGGUGGCGUGUUGGUAGGACUUUCAUUUCUUGAAAAGAUUAAACAAAGUGAUACCUACAACACCAUAUUGGAAGGAUCAAUUUCGGAUAUUUUAAUUCGUCUCAAGGCCUUACAAGAACAGUGUUCUCGAUAUGAAUCAGAUUCCCAUAUGGAGAAGUUCAAGACCAUUGAAGAUAACAUUCUAGAAGCUUUAGAAGCCAAGAAUAACGUAAAGAUUUUGUUUAUUACUAAGCACAACAAAGUGUUGACAUUACUACGUCAACACUUACAAAGCAAGUUCAGUGAUCGAUACCAGAUCAAGUUUUUCUCCUUAAUAAUUGGAGAAAAGGAUACAAUAUUUAUGCGUGACGCUGCUUUAGGAGCAGAGGAGCCAAAGCUUGGAUUAUCGGAGGAGUUGAGAAAUAAUUCACUGCAAUUUCACUUUGUCACUUAUUCCAUGCUAGAAAAGAUCAAAGAGCGGAGAUCAUUCGAAGUAUUUUCCGGGUUUUUGACAAUAGUUCAAGUGGAACCAGGAAAUUUGCCACCAACUCUGUACUCAUUAGUAUCAAGGUGCAUGGUCGAAAGUUGGGUAAUUCAUAAUGUAUUACCGUCUGUUAUGGUAUCUCAAGAUCUUUUUAAACGGAAAAAUUUUGUGGAAAAAUGGUGUUUGGAGUUACAAGGAAUGCUUAAAACUGACUCUUCCAUAAUAGAAAUGGAGGACUUAACAUCUGUAGCUCCAAGAAUGAGGAAUAUUUCAUUACUUACAGAGACAGACUGGCGGAUAAUUGCUGAUAGCUAUUUAAGAGUCACACCACCAAAGAGGAAAUCAGCAAUUAAGAUAAUUGCAACUGAGAAGUGUAUUCAAAAUAGCGAUCUUAUUUCAGAGCUGGAGGCAAGAUUUUUAGUUUCUGUCGUGGAGAGAACUUUUGUCAAUCAUGCUCCAGCUGACAUGAUCAUCAACGACAGACAUUGCGCCCUUCUUGGUUCUUGUGAAAAUUUGUCCACAGAGGACGCGCUUCGAGAGGAGACUAUUAAUUUGUUCUCCAAAGUCCUACAUUUAUCUCAUCAAUUUUCGUAUUGCUGGAUCAUUUUAGAAAAGUACUUAGAUUUUGAUAAUUAUGAAAACGCAUUGGGAGAAAUAGACUCUAUGGUAUAUUUAGCAACUUCUUUAUUGUCUUUCACAAAAUCGUUGAGCGGAAUUGAGGUGAAUGUUAAAAUGAGCUAUAGCAUGGACCAGACAGCAGAGAUCAUUAGCACCAUUUGUAAUGAUGUUAAAGAACAAUCAAAGACUUUGAACAAGGAUGUAUUGUGGAUUCGUGAACGUGAGACUGAACAUGAGGGGUUUUUGGCUCAAUUUCCAUUUAUUAGUUAUUACUCUGCUCAAGCAAUUCUUCAAAAUUAUACAUUGAAACAAAUAGCAAGCUUUAGAAACUAUGACGAAUUCGCUCAUCAUUUAGGGACCAUGGUUCCUGAGCGAAUUUUGCACAACUUCUACCAAUGUUUCACCGAGCUUUUUGAUGGAUAUGAGGAAAACGCCAACACUACGGCAGGUAUGGAUGACGAUGAAAUCGUCCAGACAUCUCAAAUUCUUGUUAAUCAAGGUAGUCACACCGAUCAUUCUUUCCAUAUUAACAAGAAGCCUUUGUUUCAUCAAGACCCUCGUAUGGAUCCUCUCAACCAGGCAUUCAUGACACCACCUGAGCCCGCAUUUUCAUAUCCAGUCGUAUUUGGAAAAAGUGACUCAAAUUCUCUUUCACAUUCCUUACAACCAUACACCCACGUGAACUCUGCAAUCGAAGAGCCACUUCAUAAGAAGGCCAAGCCAUCAACAUUCCCCUCGAACCAACAGACACCUUACAUCCAUCAUAUCGAAUUCCCACCUCCGUCUCCUCUCUUUCAGCAAAAAGAAUUUGAUAAUUCAUUUUCCAGUGCGACUUUGGUCAAACCUGGCUUUUUUCAAGGAGCGUGGGCAAGCCCAAAUACACCACUCACAAGCUUUAAGAAUAUUGUUCAGCCUCAUUACCCUCUUCACAACCAAUUUUCGAACGGAUCACCUACCAUUCCUUUUAACUUCAAUUCAAAGAAAAUUCAAACACCACGUCCAGGGCAGAGUACCACUCACGAGCGAGGGAUGAAAUUCUUUCACAACAAACAUGACAUAACAACGCCUACAAGGGCAUUGGGAGCAAGCAAUAAGAUGCCAAAAAAUCAUUUAGGUAGCUCAACAGUCAGCACUCCAUCUUCUAAUUUCAGAUAUUAUUUGUAA